AAAAAUAUUAUGUCAACGUCAAGAUGUACUCAACAAAUCAGAAAUCCAAAUUAUAAAUGGUGAUGUCGAUCUUAUAAUCAUUUGCAAUAAAGACUUAAUACUUACAGCUAUAAACAUGGGAGUAUCUUUCCUGAAAGACACGGAAAAUAUCAGGGUCAAAGAAGAGGUUGAAGGCGAAAUAAAAAUGAUCAACUGUGGCUUUCACAGUGGUGCUGUAUACAAGGCGUGUAGUUACCCUAAAUGCACUAAAACUACUGCAGCAAAGAAAGUUAAACCUAGGUUAAACAUUACAAAAUAUGACAAAUUUUCGUGGACAAAGAUUUAUCGAUCACCAGAACUAGUAGAAAAACGCAACAGUAAUGAAUGUACAACCGAGUCAAAUGAAACAACUUCAAAGAUAUGUAAUAAAAUGCAAGAAGAGAAAGUAGAACCAAUCCUCGAACAGUCAACAGCGAUACAAGUGAAUACACAAACUUCAAUAGCAUCAAUCCUGAAAUCGAAGUCAAAGUUAACUAUACAUAAGAGAAGAACAAUAAUGCCAUACUUAUUAUGUCCAUGUUGCAGCGGUGAAGAUGAUAAAUUAGAAACUAAUGAUAUGCCGUAUAACAGGCAGGAUGCAACGGAUUCUUAUGAAAGUAUCGAACUACAUACUAACUCUAACAACUUACCACCACUCGAUUUAGAAGCUUCUCUUAUGAGUAUCAUGUACUUACAAAGAAACAAAAAUAAAACUCUUAAAAAGUACCCAAAAAUUAUAAGAGCUAUGAUGCGAAAUACAUACAAAAACUUCAUUUGCGUUUUCAGUUCUAAUUUUGGAAUUAACAAGAAUAUGUAAAACUGAAAGUACAGGAGAAUAACCCAAAUUACUCAACAGAAUUUUCACAUAACACUUUCAUACUUUUACUUGAAUCCAUAAAUAAGUACCUACUUGAGUUUUAGCAGGAAUAGAACGUAAAGAAGAAAUUAAUGACAAUGCCAACGCAUCCAUCAUUUUUCAAUGUCAAAUUCAAGCAUUUUAAACGAUUAAACAAAAACAAUUAAAAUUUACCAUGAUGCCUUCUAACAAUAAUUUUUUAGAGCAGCCAUAAAAUUAAGCAUAAAGCAAGAGAAAUCACACACUUCCAUUAUGGCGGUUCUUGACUGUUUUUGAUAUACCCAGCCAUACACCUCAUAUCAUAAAAAUUGUGCAUUUCCUCUGGAUUAGCUCAAGUGUUUUGAGAUUACCUUUGAACAGUCAUGGUAGCAACCACAACAGUUUUAAGAUCAUCACCCGCCGAAUGCAGAGGAUGCGAAUACAGCCGUGCGCGCAGACGUCCGAGUCAAAGGCGAAACCGAUGCAUUGAUAAAUUCUGCCGUUUUUGUAAAUAUAUAUUCUGCUGUGGUUGUUGUAAAAAGAAAAGAAAAAGAAGACCAUCUAAAUCAACAAGAAGAGGGCGAAGUAUAGAAUGUGCGAAACGAGGCAAAGAGUCCAGAAAUAGAAAGGAUGAAAGGCUUACUUCAAAUAAAAAUGGAAACGAAUUACAAACGUAUUACAGCAGCGUGAAGCCAAAUUCAACGUUAAUCAAACCUACACAUGACGUACAGGGAACUUCCUCAAAACCGUAUUUUAAACAAAGAUGCAACAUUAAUAAAAACAAACAAAUAAUCGGUCAACGAUCUGCAAAACAUGGUAAAGAUGGCGCUAAUAUAUUAAAGCAGAAAUUGCUCAAGUUAAAGGAAUCGGGUCGGGUUCGCCAUGUCGGGGUAUCCAAUAUGAACGAGGAGCAGCUAAGCAGAUUGUGCGCAGUGGAGAAACCGGCUUGCUUACAAGUGGAAGUCCAUGUCCUGUGCCAACAGAAACAAUUGAUCGCAGCUGCCAAUCGGCUUGGGAUACCGAUCGUGGCAUACUCUCCCUUGGGAUCUAAGGAGUUGGCCGAUGCCUUAGCUGCUAAGACAGGACGUGACUAUCCUAAUCUUCUGGAGUUGCCGACGGUGCUGAAAAUCGCAAAAGCGCAUUCUCGUACGCCAGCGCAAGUGCUGUUAAGAUACUUACUACAACACGGAGUAGCUUGCAUCCCGAAAAGCACCAGCCCUUCAAGAAUUAAGGAGAAUAUCUCUCUUUGGGACUUCGAGCUAACCAAAAAUGAAAUGCAAGAGUUGGCAGCACUAGACCGAGGGGAAAACGGACGCAUCUGUGACUUUGCAUUUUUUGUCGGCGCAGAGAAACACCCCGAAUUUCCUUUUAAGAAAUAAAGUUAAAUUUCAUGUCAAUACCUAAAUAAAUUCAAGUGAAGACGAUAAUGUUAAUUGCAAGGCUAAUUUUGACGUAUUUAUAACUUACUUUAAGGAAAAGGCGUUUUAUUUUGUUAAUUAAGUAAGUAUAUAAAUUAUUUACGAAUUGA
Molecule: messenger RNA, 2381 nt
Organism: Maniola jurtina (meadow brown)
Lineage: Eukaryota; Metazoa; Arthropoda; Insecta; Lepidoptera; Nymphalidae
Product: aldo-keto reductase family 1 member A1-like
Exons: 4
Coding region: 1237-2232 (331 amino acids)
Cellular component (GO): cytosol
Molecular function (GO): aldose reductase (NADPH) activity
Source: RefSeq, a predicted model, not a curated record